GGUUCCUAUGGCAACUGAUCAAACGCUUCUUGACUUGAGCUCUGCGCCGCUCUGCGCUUGUGUACAGCAGAACUCAGUGGUGCGCGGAUCAGCGGGAAUAUGCGCACUGAACUGCACGCCUGUCCGCGACAGAAGCCUUCACAGCGGAGUAGAUGUACCAGCAACAUCUAAGGCACGAUUUCGCAGAAAGCUGCCAGAAAGAAUUCUGAGGGAGGCAGGUGGAUUUAGGCAGUCGCAGGAAGCUGACCAUCACCACCUCCUCGUGAUGCACAUGAACAGCUUGUUGAACCGAUGGAAUGAGAUCUCCAAGAUGUGUGAGGUGGACGACACUCCAGAACCGGUCAGUCCCACUCUGCUCAAUGAGUCGACAGACACCUACUGGCAGACCGACUGCUGGCACCGACUACGCACCACCGUCCGUAAACUAGAGUUCUGGGAAGACUUCAGCGCAGAACUUAUCGGAACCGGCUUCUUCUCCAAGGUCUACAAGGUGAUACAUGGCACCACGAAGAAGGUGAUGGUAGUGAAGAUCUAUAAGAAUGACGUGGAUCAGAACAGCAUCGUGAGGGAGAUCAGUCUACUUCAGAAACUCUCCCACCCGAACAUAGUGAGGUACCUGGGGAUUUGUGUCAAGGAGAACAAGCUGUAUCCAAUUCUCGAGUAUGUGAGCGGAGGCUGUCUGGAGGAGCUGCUGGCCAGGCAUGACGUCAACCUCUGCUGGAGAGAGAAGAUCGAACUGGGCUGUGAUAUUAGCCGAGGAAUGACCUAUCUCCACUACAAGAACAUUUACCACAGAGAUCUCAACUCUAAGAACUGCCUGAUCCGUGUGACCUCGCGUGGCAGGGAGGCCGUGGUCACUGAUUUCGGGCUGGCCAGAGAAGUGGGGGAUCUGCCCGCAAAAGACCCCGACAGGAAGUUGUCUCUGGUGGGGUCGGCCUUCUGGAUGGCCCCUGAAAUGCUUAGAGGAGAGCCGUACGACCGCAAGGUUGAUGUCUUCUCUUUUGGGAUCAUGUUGUGUGAGAUCUUAGCAAGAAUCCCUGCCGACCCAGAGGUGCUGCCCAGGACACAGGACUAUGGGCUGGAUGUGGAAUCGUUCAGAGAGCUGGUGCAGGGCUGCCCAGAGCGGGUUCUGGAACUCUCUGCCAGCUGUUGUCAGAUGGAUGCAUUCCGAAGACCUUCCUUCUCUGAGCUCCUGGAUGAGCUAGAGGACAUCGCUGAGACCCUAGAGCCACCAGACAACAACCUAACCACAGGGUGACCUCCACAAAUACCUCCUAACAAACCCCUGGACUGAAGGAUUUAAGGGACUGUGCUACAUAAGAGCCUGCAGCAGUGGACCGUGACUGGCACUCUGUUCUCCCAAGAGUAGAAUAUACAGGGGAAUGUCUGGUAAUUGAGGACAAAAUCUCUCAACUGAAUGUUCGCUCAAUAACCAGUUCUGGAUGCCCUCCCUGCAGCGUGUGACACUGAAUGAUUGCGAGAGUCCAUUUGAGAGGCUGAAUUUUACCUUCUCUAUUUUUUAUUUCAUAUAGAUUAAAGUAAUACUCUUUAGGGACCAACUUGUCAGCUGAAUUUUUUAAAAGACCAAAUUCUCUACGAGCCAUUCCUGAUUUAUAUGGGUUUCAGGAAAAUGUUUACUUUUUUUUUUUUUUUUUUUUUUCAAUAAACAGCAGAGGUUGCACAAACCUGGAACAAACCAGACCAGAGAAAUUAAGUUGUCCUAUAUUUAAUUUUACCUAUAUUUUAUUCUGUCACUACAUUUACCAAAUAAUUGCACACUUGCUUAUUUGACGUGUACUGUUAAUGUCACCUAUUUAUGCCUUGUUGUACUUGCCAUGUCACCCAUUUUUUUCCCACUGUUAACAUCCAUGUCUGAUUGAUGGAGCUCUACAAUAUUUGAAUUUAUUGAAAGGAUAGCCCCUUAAGAUGUAACAUCUCAUUUUCAAGGGGGUCCUAUAAACACAAAAACUAAAUAUUACAACAUAAACAAAACAUACAUACGAAACAUGAACACACAAAUAUACAAAAACAAAAGACAUGCUCAACCAGUCCCCUGCAAAAAUAUGGUUGUAGAAUCUGCAUAGAGAUACAUUUUUUUUAUAACAGAGUUUAUGCACAAAUACAUUGUUCAGCUUUUAUGACUAAAUUAAUUGAACUAUCACACACACAAAAAAUAACAGUACAGAGCUGUUUGUUAAUGUACUACAGUAAGGGCUGUGGAAUCACUGUUUUCUCAGGUCACACUGGGGUUUUAUGUGAAUAUUCUCAUAUUAGUUGGGUCUUGUACUUU
This is a messenger RNA of Sinocyclocheilus anshuiensis, 2290 nucleotides long. RefSeq names its product dual specificity testis-specific protein kinase 2-like. Bases 8 to 1258 code for a protein of 416 amino acids. Gene Ontology annotation, cellular component: cytoplasm; nucleus. The transcript is spliced from 10 exons. Lineage: Eukaryota; Metazoa; Chordata; Actinopteri; Cypriniformes; Cyprinidae. The record is from RefSeq and is a predicted model, not a curated record. Gene Ontology annotation, molecular function: protein serine/threonine kinase activity; ATP binding. Gene Ontology annotation, biological process: actin cytoskeleton organization; protein phosphorylation.